AUGAAGAGAACAACACGAACGAUGGAUGUGCCAAAAUUACGCAAAAAUUUGAAGGGACGCGGUCGUAUCGCAGAAACAAUGUGUUGUGGGUUAGUUGCCUCUGGCCCGAGAUAUGUAUCGCUGAUGGUGUGCUGCUGCUUCUUCACCACUUCUAACAUGACACUUUACAGACAUUUCGGUGGAUUCGCAUACGUGAAAUUUGUAUUGCUGUGGCUGAGUUGUAUUGCGCUUGAUUUAUUGAUCGGAUUUCGUUUUGAGUUAUUAUAUCCGGUUUGGUUACUUAUGCGCAAUUGCUACGACUCAUUUCGAUUCCAGGGUUUCGCUUUCUCUGCAUUUUUUGUAUGUGCGACAGUAACAACGGACCUUAUAUGUUUUAUAUUUCUUCCCGUUCAGCUGCUAUUCUUCCUUGCAAGCACAUAUGUGUGGAUCCUUCUAAUUUGGCAGACAGCAGAACGAGGUAUUGGUUCAGCUCAUUUGCUUCUGUGGAUCGCUAUAAUAUCGUUCGAGUAUAAUUGGCGUUAUCGAGGAGAUUCGCCGCUGCAGCUUUUAAAAGGUUCGACGCUUGGGUUGGCACUCAAUUUUCUAACUGGUGGUAUAUUGACGAAAUGGCUAGAACUACGUGAUUUAUCAACCAAUAGCGAGGUUACAAGUGAUUCUUCGAAAGAAUGUUAUCCACCAGCACGAUUUGUUAAUCCUGUCGGUAAUUUUUUGGGUCGUUUUGGUGUCACAUUAAUGGCAGCUUUUGCACACAGUUCUUCGUUGACUUCAGAUGUUUGUCGUCCCUUUGCCGCACACUGCAUUGGAUAUCCAGUUGUUAUGUUUGGAUUUGGUCUCAAAACUUAUUUUAGACUUUGGCGAGUGAAAAGACGCCAGCGUGAAGUGUCUCUUGCUAACGAAGUAUAUUGUAAACUUCUAAUGGAGGCGUUACCUUCGUUAUAUGAAGGCCCGAAAAUAUAUUCGCGAUGUAACGGUACCGUAUUGCAGGACCAAGAACAAAUAGAGUAUGAAUCCGAAAUUUGCCCUGGUCCGUUGCAAAAUUUAGCUAUUUGUGCAUCACCUUCAUCAGCUGUCAUAGCACAUCGGAAGAACUCACGUGGGACGGGUUGGAAGCAAAAUAGUUGGAAGCAUGUGGCCAUUAAUUCCAAAAAAGUUUGUGCUCCCUCAAAUGGGUCAUCAUCAAUACGAAAGGAAAGAGUAGUAAGAGAAAAUAACGAUGAUGAUGAUACAGCUAGUUCUGUUUCACUGUCGGUCACUCCAAGAAUGUAUUUAUGGCGCAUAAUAUGGGAUUUACUUUGGGGCAUAAUGUUGUACAUAUUGGGUGGUGUUGUUGAGUCACCGUCACCAUCAUUAGACGAUCGUAUAUCACUGUCUUCAAAUGAAAUGGAAAGCGAGGAUGAAAUGAUGGACCAAGAAGAAACAUCAUCUCAACCAGACGACGCUUCACCAAGUUCUAAUCGUUUAGGAUCUAUUCAUCGGCAUUCAACCAGUUCCAAAAAAAAUAAAAUAUUCAUGUCGAGCUCGGGAAACUAUUCUCGAGCAAAAGGUGGGCGUUCACGGGGACGUCAUAUACAAAAUCACAAUGGCUAUAUCUUGUCGCCACUGACACCUGCAACUGCGUUAUCGUCGUCAACAUUGAGCGCUAACUGCGCAUUAAAUAAUAAUUUCUUAAAUCUGGCAGCUGGUAGUAUACAGCAGGAUAGGCAAAUGUACAAUUCUGCUAGCAGUACAGGUUAUCAAAGUAUAUCAAUUAGCGGUAUUAAUGUUGAAAAUGGAAAUCCGUCUGCAUGCGGUGCAACCACUUUUGAUAGGAAGGCCAGCGAAUAUGAUGCUGAAGAAUUGGAAACAUUACGUAAUGACUUACGUGUGGCACGAACACAAGAAACGGAAUUACGCUUCAUGCUACAGCAGUAUGUAAAUGGAGAAAAACGAUUGAAAGGGGAAUUACAUCAGUUAAAAUUGAAGCAAGAGCACAGUGAAAAUAAGCUUGCAAAUAUAAUGAAGGCACGCGAACAGGAUAAGUCAACGAUGCAGUUACUAGAAAAGAAAUUAAUUGAUAUACAAGUGAAAAAAAAUGAGUUAGAAAAAGAAUUAAAUGCAGAAAAGCGUAGCAAAAUUAAGGAAGAGCACGCUUCUGCGCGUGCAUUAGCCGCAGCGCAGUCAAACAGAGUUAUUGAAUGUGGUGAAGCAUGCAGAACAAGGAAGGCUGAUUUGGAAAAGGAACUAAGAAUCGUUCGACGUGAACUGAAGGCUAAGGAGGAACUUGUAAGUGAACAUGAAGAGGAAUUGCGGCAGUUACGGCAGUACAAAGAAAGCAAUGAUUUGCAGGGACUGCAUGCUACACUUCAAAUUAUUCGUGAGAAAAACACCCAUCUCGAGAACUCAUUGUCAGCAGAGAAUCGACUAAAACAGAAAUUAUUUUAUGCUUUAAAUGAAGCACGAGGACAGAUGGCUGAUUUCCGGCACUCGAAAAUGAAGGCUGUAACUGUUGAAAGUUAUGUUACAGAACAGCUUCUUGCAAAAGAAGCAGAUUUGCGUCUGAAAAAUGUUGAGUUAAUGAAUUUGCGAGGGCGAUUUGGAAGUGGUACAGAUGACCAAUCAAAAUUAUCACCUACUGGAGAUAAUCGAGUAUCGCUCCAAGUGAAAACAACACGCUGCAGUCCAGCAGGUAGCGCUGUUAUGCAAUCUGUUGUCAGUGAUAUUAGCGGCAUUAUGAAACCACAUGUAGUAACAGAACAGGACAUUUUCAACAGUACGGGCAAUACUUACAUGCCAUAUACAUUCAUCACACACUCAUCUCAUGAUGAACAUUCCCUGUUUGAUAGUCCAGUCACGAUAUCCCACCAGACUUCUACGAUACCGCCAGACUCGGUGAAUCCACCUCCGUCAUCAUGUCUCUCCAACGUCAGUUCGGACGCUUUUCGUUUCACAAACAGCAAAUUUAGCCCAGCAUCGACUAACACCAGCCCUCCAAAAAAUUCGUAA
This is a messenger RNA of Brugia pahangi, 2982 nucleotides long. Lineage: Eukaryota; Metazoa; Nematoda; Chromadorea; Rhabditida; Onchocercidae. The record is from the annotation of a GenBank genome assembly.